Bemisia tabaci is the source of this 1576-nucleotide messenger RNA. The record is from RefSeq and is a predicted model, not a curated record. NCBI's taxonomy places the organism in Eukaryota, Metazoa, Arthropoda, Insecta, Hemiptera, Aleyrodidae.
GUUAUCAGAGCACCGUCAAAUUCAUUCUUCGCAAUACUACACAUCUACUUUAAAUUUUCUCUGACUAUGCUAUCCUACGGAACUGGAGGAAUCUACCAGAUUCAUCAAGCUCCUCUUCGAUUUUCAUCGGGCUACUGAUUGAGUAUUAAACUGAAAUUACUAUUUUUUAACCUCUGGCACAUGACCAUAAUAUGUCAAACACUAAGGUAGAAAAUUUUUUUCAUGUUUGCUUGUGGAUCUUGCCAUACCUAGGACUUCCUUUGACUUUUGCUGCGUAUCCGACACCAAAAAUGACUGCAUAUGAAAAGGAUUUGAUAUUCCAGGAGAGAUUCACGAAGUCUAAAAUCGUUCCUGAAGUGAUUGAUAAAGUACCAUUUUACGAAGCGGAGGUGAAUACGCUAUACGAAUAGCUUACAUUAGAAUUGAGACGCUCUCAUAUGGUCAAAGCAUGUUGCCUGCAGGGCUUAUAAUAGUUGAAUGGCGAUCUGCCAAAACGUCCGUCAUCAACUUGGAGUUUUACAAUGGAACUGUAGAGCUUGGCAACGACUUCAUAAUUCAUCAACUUUGGCGGGAACCGGCGGAAAUUCUCUGGCCGAUUGACGAUUUCGGACCCUAUUUUUCACUUGUUUUUCUGGCUCCCGAUCACCCAGAUCCCGCUAUGCCACGUUUUCGAGAGUACUUGCUGUGGCUCGUGGUUAAUAUAAGAGGAAUGGACAUCGAAGAAGGUGAUGUCAUUGCUGAAUAUAUCAUGCCACCCCCUCCUGAAAAAAAGGGUCGCCAACGCUACGUAUUUUUAAUUUUGCAGCAGAGGUCAACUGGCAAGCAGAAAAUUAUUGAAGAGUACAUACCACCGUGCCCUGAAGACGAUGCUCGAGCAAAUUUCUCAACGAAAAAUUUCAUGAAGAAGUACGAUUUUCACCACAUUCCGGCAGCUGGCAAUUUCCUCCACAUCAACUGGGGAAUGACUUUGUAGCUUAAAGUCCUUUUUAGUGUAAUUUUUCUUAAGUCAUUAUCUUCUUUGUAUUUUAUAGCAUCUUCAUUGCGAUUAAUAAUGUUCGUCAUUAUUUACCAAUACCCUUUUUAACUUAAACAAAAAGAGAAAAAAACCCAGAAAAAGUUCCUAUCAUUCCAACAGAUCUUGCCACAAAAUUGAUCAUUUUCGAUACAAUUUGUUUCGAAAAGUACUCAUUACCAUCUAUUCAUUCUUACAUGCUAUGAUUGUUGAAUCAUGUUACUUGUAUACUAAUCUAUGAUUAAGAGGCAGUAAAUAUGACUUGGGAGUAAAGUUAUAAAAUGCCGUUCCUCCACUGUAAACAACGCCUUCAAAAAGGAAGAACGCAAAUGUGUGUAUUUGGAAGUGCGGAAGUUCUGGCAGAACCAAGCCAAUCUGAAUAUCGCAUAUGACACGAGGACUCUUCAGCGCUAUGAAGACGAAGUGGCCUUGAAGUGUAUGAUCAUGUGAUCUAUAAGCAUCCCCACCUCAUUCCAACAACUAGUUCGGUCGCACAUGAUGCUCUUCAGAAGAAUAUGUGAGCAUCUCAAAAACUGUAGUAAAAUUUUUCCUAUAGCUUACCAA